AUUCCAAUGGCUUACGGGCGUGUGAAUGUUUUUUUUUUAAAUGGACGACUGGAUGAAUUGCUUGUAGGCGAUGUAUUUUUCAAAGAGAGAUAAUAUCUUUAGAUAUUUGGCACGCUGAUCAUAUUAUAUUUUAUGUUCCAGAUAUUGGAAUCGACGAAUGGUCUGUUACAUGUUAUGCUUUUUAAUGGGUCAAUACAUCGGAGACCCAUAGCCGAACACUAGCGCGGCUGACUAGUCGGGAGCUGCACAGGCUACAAAUUGGGUUUAUCCUUCAUGAGCAGUAUUUAACCCGUGUGUGCAAGGCCUAAGGUUCGGUGGGCUUCUUGGUCAAGGGACGUCCCAGGGAUUACGGAUAGCGUGGACUGUUCAAGAAACCCAGAGUGGCUUCAUCAGGCAGGUCAGCCCUGAACAGCAGGCACCUUGAGGCAUGCUUUCCCCAGGUGAGCUGACUACAGUGAUGAACAUGCCCCAGUGAGACAGGGCAGGGCAACCUGGCCCAGAGGAGUACUGGAGGUGCCAGAAUAGCUCGGCUACUCUCAAUCAGACGGACGAACACAGAGGGCCCCCCCCUAACCCUCCACCUCACCCACCUCCCCUACUCCUCGCAACCAUGCCAUGGUCACACUGAUCGUCGAGCAUCUGCGGGAACAUAUUCUGGACGGCAACACUCACAAAACGGCCCUCAACGUGUCUCUGCUGGACCCCAACAACCUAGGAAUUUGCUGGCCUACAGAUGGAUUGAUGCCUGAGAGCAGUUAUUGGCAGUUCAGCCCUCCCUCCAAGCCUGGCCUGCAGGGUGUGCUGAGCUCCAGUUUCCCCCCCGGCCCUGUCCCUUUGGUUUCCCCCGAAACCCACCUCCCAGAGGGGGAAGCCCUGCACCGGCCCCUGGUCCCAAGCACCUCAGUAACGGACCUGUCUUUUCCCGGUGCACCCCCUCCCCCCCCGCCGCCCCCCAAACGCCACUGUCGCUCACUGUCCGUGCCAGAGGACCUUUCACGCUGCCGUUACACCUGGCGGCCCAGCGCGUCGAGGGUCUGGACACCUGUGAAUCGCCAAUGCCACAGUGGAGGGGGAGCGGGGGGGCCUUGUCCGCUUCGUGCUCCUAGCUCGUCUCUAAACUCCUCUCUACACUCCUCUUCAAGCCCCACAUUCUUUAGCCUUGCUCUCUCCCCUGACUCCCCACUGCCCUGGAAUUUCCCAUGGGACCCAAGUGACACUGCUGGAGGAGGCGCCUGCUGCUGUUUCUUCCCCUCUCCGUCGUCCUGCUCAUCCUCUCCCUCCCCGCUCCACCCUCCCCCUCCUCCGCAGCGACGCUUCUCGCUGUCCCCUGUCCUUAUCAGAGAAGCUGCUGCUCAGUUCCUGCCCCCGCCUCCAGUUCCACCCCAACGUGCAGCACCCCCUCCAGUUGUGCCUGCUUCGCCCUCCUCUGCCUGCAGCACCCCGUCCUCUCUUCGCCGGGCCAUCCCCCCUCAGCUCCCACGCUGCCACUCCCAGCCCUGCGACCUGCUUCUUCUCAAACCGGGCCUGAAGCGACGGCGUGACCCAGACAGACCAUUUGCCCGGCCAGUACUGGAUUUCACCAAGAUGACUCAGACUCGCAGUACCGACCCCUUGAGUUGUAUGGAGCGUGGGAGGCUGGCUUCGGGGGACGUUUGCAUGGGCCUUGAGCCUUUUUGGGGGGAUUUCAGAGGGUCAUGUUCACCAGCAGAGGGGCUGGGAAGGACGAGCAUUGGACCUCUAAGCGAGAGUGAUGAGGAGGGUGAAGAGGGGGAGGAAGAGGAGGACCCUGAUCGAGAAGAGUGUCAGCCGAGUGUCUUUGAGAGGGAUUGUACAGAACUAGAUUUGAGCCUAAUUGAAGAAAAUUAAAAUCUUGUUAAUUGGAGACUGUUUUUCCCCUCUAGCCCCAGCAUUCAACACUCCACCCCAGCCCUGCUCCGCUUUCAUCAGCAGGGCUCUCAGGAACACGACUUCUCUCUCAUGGGAUGAGCUUGGGUGUAUAUAUAUAAUCUCAUUGACAACAGUCAUGAAUUGCCUACUACCAAUAAGAACAAUUCAUGCAGGUAGCCAUGGAUGCGGUCUUUCCAUCAGAGUACAUUCCAGAACCAGUUGCUGAAACAUUCUUGUGAAUAAUCUGAAUGCUGGAGAUGCCAGCUAUUCCCGUAGUGUGUGUUGAAUGGCUUCUUAAUGCGCCCUCAAACAGACUAGGAUGGAAUGUUAGAAGACUAACAACCUUCUGGUCACUUGCUUUCUUUUACAUGACUUUCCUCUCCAUUGUCUUUUUCGGUACAGUAGUAAGAAUAGACUUUCUUGAAUGAUGGUGAUGAAUUGAAUAUCUGUGUUUUGUUAAGUUUGAUGCAGAAGGGCAGUGUGUCAUUGCAGUUUUAUUCCUGCGGUCCUUAUAUUUCCUGGUAAACAAUCCACAUGAUUCAGCAUAAGCCUUAAGAACAACUUUUUUUCUGUAAACAAAAAAAAAUACUACUCUGAAAAUGAAAUGAAUUGUGUAGCAGUUGAUAUUAGUCCUUUUGUUAUUUAUUUUCUGCUGUUUUCUUAAUAUUUCUUAUCUCUAGGACUCGUCCUCUGAAUAUAGAGAUGUAUAGACAUUGAUAAUAAUGAAUGCACUGUGUUUGACAAGUUAAACAAAAACCUAAAAAUGGGAAGCAACCACUGAGGGCACAUUGUAAUAUUGUAUUAUACAGCGAUCAUUUUGUUGAAAACAAGUUCUGUGUAAAGCUGGUAGCUGACAGACCUGGGGAAGGCCAUUGCUGUCUUUUAGAGAUGUUUUUUAUUGUAUGUGUUAAAAAAUAUGGUGAUUUCAAACUCAGUUUGUGUAUAAAUAAAGUUUAUUGGAAAUUA
Oncorhynchus nerka (sockeye salmon) is the source of this 2853-nucleotide messenger RNA. It is a transcript of the gene fam53c, whose product is annotated as family with sequence similarity 53 member C. The record is from RefSeq and is a predicted model, not a curated record. NCBI's taxonomy places the organism in Eukaryota, Metazoa, Chordata, Actinopteri, Salmoniformes, Salmonidae. Gene Ontology annotation, cellular component: nucleus. Gene Ontology annotation, biological process: protein import into nucleus.